AUGGGACGAACUAGCAGAUCCGCCAUCUUCCUCCUCUCCGCAGUUGCACUCGUACUCGCCUUCGUGUGGUACAAACCUCAGACACAUUCUGCGUCUAUCACACCAUCAUCCGACAUUUCAACCAACGCACUUGAUCUCGACACCGAUAGUAUCGAAAUGAGCGCUCAAUCAGUAUCUCGCGCUGUAGUCAAGAAGGUCCUCGCUAUCGAGCAGGCAGAGGGCGCUGGCGCACGCGUACGCAGAUCCAUCGGCUCGAUGGCACUCAGGAAUCAAACCCCAUUCCUCAUGCUCGACCACUUCCACAUCACUCCUGGAGCGGGCUUCCCCGAUCAUCCGCAUCGCGGACAGGCGACUGUGACAUACAUGCUCGAUGGUUCUUUCAAGCAUGAAGACUCCGCUGGGCAUGCAGGGCAGAUCGACGCAGGGGGUGUGCAGUGGAUGUGCGCGGGCCGCGGUAUCAUCCACGCAGAGAUGCCGGUGCAUGGACCGGGAAAGCCCAACCCUGUAGGGCUCCAACUCUGGAUCGACUUGCCGAAGAAGUUCAAGAUGGUCGAGCCCACGUAUCAAGAGCUGGAGCCGAAGAACAUCCCAGUCGCACAACCAGACGGCCCUGACGGCGUCCAGAUCCGCGUCAUUUCUGGCAAGAGCCACGGCGUCGAAUCGCCCGUUCGCCCUCUUGGCGGCUGCUGGUACUUCCAUAUCGUAUUCCCCAAGGCGGGCUCCGUAUUCCAAGCACUUCCUGCCGACUGGACAUCUUUCAUCUACACAUUGAAGGGCAAGGCGAAGAUUGGAACAGACGAGACGGUCCACGAAGCAUACAACACGCUCAUCCUCUCCACAAACAAUGAGCAAAACGGCGUUGCCAUCACCGCGACUGAAGACAACACUGAGCUCGUCCUGAUUGCUGCAGAGCCUCUUGACCAAGAGGUCGUGCAAUACGGUCCCUUCGUCAUGACGAGCAAAGAGGACAUCCAAAAGACCUUCUUGGACUACCGCAUGGCUAUCAAUGGUUUCGAAAAGGCACACAGCUGGAAGAGCAAGAUCGGAGGGCUCUGA
Peniophora sp. CBMAI 1063 is the source of this 1056-nucleotide messenger RNA. The record is from the annotation of a GenBank genome assembly. NCBI's taxonomy places the organism in Eukaryota, Fungi, Basidiomycota, Agaricomycetes, Russulales, Peniophoraceae.